Molecule: messenger RNA, 6142 nt
Organism: Tyto alba (common barn owl)
Lineage: Eukaryota; Metazoa; Chordata; Aves; Strigiformes; Tytonidae
Gene: IRAG1
Product: inositol 1,4,5-triphosphate receptor associated 1
Exons: 25
Coding region: 457-3000 (847 amino acids)
Source: RefSeq, a predicted model, not a curated record
GUUACAGAAUUAUUCACAUUCAUCCCUUGUCUCUGAUGUUGCAGCCUGGAAGUGUUCUGGUUGUCAAGAAAUGCAAUGAAGAAAGUGUUUUCCAAUUUCCACGUACUAUCUCUUGUCACACAGGAGCGUUUGGGGUGAACUGCCAAGCUAUCAGCGGAGAUGGAGUAAAGCACCUUUAUCUACGCCUUCCCUAACAGGGUACUCAGCUGUGACUCAGAGAGGGUGCAAAAGGCUCGUGCAGACUAAGAUUGUAGAUUUUCGCCCACAUCCACUCUUCUUGUGACAUGCACCACCAAGGAGUCGAAUGAUUUAUGAGGACUGUUCCUUAACUAUCCGCCUGCAGAUCACAAGGUCUCUCAGCGCUUAUGCCUUCAGGCUAACUUGAAACAGAUAUUCUCAGCAGUGCAUGGUCCUGUUAGUCCACAUUGCAGUUCCACGUGCUUCACACUGUCCAACAUGCCAACCUUACCUGAAGACAAGGGACAAUCAAAAGAGGCACAAUACAACAGUUCUCCUCCAGCCAAAGACACUACUGCUGAAGGGACGACAUGCAGUACACCUUCUAUUAUUCUUCCAGAGAAUGCUGUUACGCCAGAUGUAGAAAUUGAUAAAAAUCUGGUUAACAGGCCUCGUAGUCCUCAUAGGAGACAUUCUAACCGUGCCACUAGGAAUCCAACAAGUUCAUUGACUUCUGUUGACAACAGCGGUCACGUGUUUGAUCUGGUAAAUGAUCAGCUACCAGAUGUCAAAAUAUCAGAGGAAGACAAAAAGAAGAACCUUGAAUUACUAGAAGAAGCAAAGAAAGUGAGUGAGAGGUUUCUAAUGCGCAGAGGCAGAAAGUCAAGAAGCAGCCUUCCAGAGUCACCCACAGCAGUUUCCCCUACACUUAGUCCUAAAGUUUCACCAGUAGCAUCUCGGAGCAACUCUCUCACUCUUCCAGUUCCAUCAGGGUCUGAUGCAUGCACAACCGCUAGUGUUGAGUCAUUAUCUCCAGGGCAGAAUAACAGAACUGUGAAAGAGGAUGACAGGCAAGCUGCAGAGAAUGCUGCAAAAGGAUUAAUUGAUCGAAGGCAGAAUGAUCAAAGAAAGGUUUCUCAGGGAAGGUUGGUUCCUCGUUCUGCUGGUUUUGAAAACUCCAAAGAGAAGCUCUCAGAGCAAAAAGAAAACUUUGAUCCAAGUAAACAUAUGGAUACUUUAGCUAAAUGCUCCCCUUCAGGUGGUGAUGGUGGCAGAAUGUCUCUUAACACUUGCAUGAACGUUUGUGAAAACGAACUUGGAAAAUCAUUCCUCAAGAAAGCAAAAGAGAAUGAUGUUCCUUUAAGAACCCAUCUACCAGGACCAGGAAUAGGAAAUAUAGACUCAAAGCUAAAAAUUCCUGUUCCAGAAAUGAAGGACCAUAAAAUUUCAUGUAAACCAGAAUUUAAACUGUGUGGAUUGCGUCCUCCUCUACUACGGGCUGUAUCAUGGGAUAGCUUAGAGCCUGGACAGAAAGAUAAAACACCUUUAAAAUUACCAUCUGAGGAAAAUAAAAGCUUUGUUGUUGGUAAUAAAUCCAGCAAUCAAUUAAAAGCUUUCAAAGAUCUUCAAAUCCAAGUUCAACCUGUUCGAAUGCAGAAAUUGACAAAGCUCAGAGAGGAGCAUAUUUUGAUGAGAAAUCAAAAUUUAGUUGGACUUAAACUUCCUGAACUUAGUGAAGCAGCUGAACAGGAAAAAGGCCCUUCACCUCUCCCUUCUCCCACUGAAGAGGAAGAGACAAAGAAUAGCUCUGAUGUCAUGCCCAGCAUUCCUGAUGUAUUGCUGCGAAAACUACGAGUGCACAAAUCACUUCCAGGAAGUUCCCCUCCACUUACUGAAAAAGAAGUUGAGAAUGUAUUUGUACAACUUUCCUUGGCUUUUAGAAAUGAUAGUUAUACCUUAGAAUCUAGAAUUAACCAAGCAGAGAGAGAGAGAAAUCUCACUGAAGAGAAUGCUGAGAAGGAACUGGAAAAUUUUAAAGCAGCCAUUACGUCUUCAGCUCACUUAUGGCAUCACUAUGAACACAGAGAGGCUUACCAGAAACUAUUGGAGGAUAUUGCUGUUCUGCGGCGUUUAGCUGCUAGACUAUCUAGUCGUGCGGAGAUGGUUGGAGCCGUUCGCCAGGAGAAGCGUAUGUCAAAGGCAACAGAAGUAAUGAUGCAGUAUGUGGAAAAUCUGAAAAGAACAUAUGAAAAGGAUCAUGCUGAACUAAUGGAGUUCAAGAAACUUGCCAGUCAGAAUUCAAGCAGAAGCUAUGGUGCAUCCGAAGAUGGAGUACCUCGUUCAUCUAGAUCCAUGUCUCUUACUGUUGGAAAGAAUGUGCCUCGGAGGAGAGUCAGUGUUGCUGUUGUUCCUAAAUUUAACUCCUUAAACAUUCCCGGUCAGUCAGCAACAGCCUCACCUAUACCUUCAAUGCCAUCCCUGUCUGAAUCACCUAGUAAUGGAAGGAGCAAUCUAACAUCUACUCCUGUUCUGCCAGCACUUUUAGAAAAUGGAAAGACUAAUGGAGAGCCUGACUGUGAAACCUCUACUUCUGUGCUGACACAGAGUGUGUUGGAAGAGAUCAAUCCUGAAACUAAAGCCAAGAUAGAGGAGGAAGCAUAUAACAAAGGCUAUCAGGAAGGCUUGAAGAAAACCAAAGAACUUCAGGAACUGAAGGAAGAAGAUGAAGAGACACCAAAAGAAAGUCAUGAUGAACAUGAAGAAAGUGAAAAUGAAGAUGAAAUAAAAAACCUGAAAAGCAGCAGACUUGAAGUCAUCAUUAAUUAUUUACAUAUACUGUACCCCAAACUGUGUAAACACUGGAAUGUGGUAUGGCUUGUAGUGGCUGCGAUAAUCAUUUUUGCUGUGGUGUUGGGAAUCUACCAUUCAUACAACUCCUGUGAUGAAAAAUCAGAGGCACCUGAAGGGAAGGCCAGCUGUUCUGCUGCCCAUCAACAUUCCUGGUGGAACUCAGGAUUUCAGCAUGAGCAACGCACUGAAUAAUAAAGGAACAACCACAUAUUUAUGGUACCUGAGCAAGUACACGUAUUAGAACACAGUUGUUAAAGGUAGUGCUUGGUCAUCCUUAUGGUUGUUAAAUAUGAUCUGUUAGACAGGUGAGUUACUCCGCACCAUCAGGUUUGGGGAUACCUAUAAACAUACCUUGCCAAAAUGACAAUCUGAUAAAUAACCCUGUCUGUCCUCUUAUUGUAAAUGAUUGGUACAAAUAAAGUAAUAUUGAAUCAUGAUAAGGUUAUGGCAGUAAUCAGAAACCAGCAAGACAUUUAAAAGAAUGAUUUGCACAACACAUUGACAUCUCUGCUAUUAUUUUGAAGAAAAAUGUAAAACCUGCAUUUGCAGUUAGUGCUUUACCUUGCAUUUCCUGAAUAUAUUGGUGAUUGUUGAAGUACUAAUGACAUUUAAGUCCUGUGGGUUUUAAGAGUCUAAUUCAUUUCUUUAUUCAUUAUUAUUGGGUAGAAAUAGAAGCUCUUCUAUAGAAGGUUAGAAUUAUAUUAUCAGAUCAAAUGCCUUGCUGAUAGAGUAAUUUAAUAUGAGGAAUUAUCUCUAUGAUUAUUUAAAUGGAAUACUAAGUACGUACAUAAAUGUGUUUUAUAAUUUACUUUAAGAAUGGGACCACCACUUUUUUUUUUUUUUUAAAUGGGAUACAUACCAAAACCUAAAAUGAGGCAGAGGUGGCACAGUCAGCUUAAUCUGGGCACUUAUGAUAUAUCAAAGGGACAUACUUGACAACAAAUUUGUAUAUGCCACUCAGAGUCACUACUGGCUACAGCAUAAAGUAUCUGCUGUCUGGCAGAUUAGAUGUGUUGCCUAAGCCCAAAACACAGCAGUCUUGGAUGUGGGAAGCAAUCUUCAAUUCUUUAUUUAAAAAAAAAAAAGAGAGAGAAAAAAGCAGUGUCUUCAAACCUGUGAGUACAGGUCAUCAUAUUAAGUGGACUCUGUCCUACUGCUAAUGCUGGAAAUAGAUAUUCUUUGAAAUCUGCAUUAGGAACACAGUUCUGAGUACAGUCAAAACCCUAUCAGUGCCUAGAUGAAUUGAGACAUGAAAGCACUGAGGACUUUGAAGAGGUCACUGCAUGUUUUUAGUAGUUCAUUUUCAGAAUCUGAUGCCAAGUAUAUAACUGUUCUGAUACGUUUUCAAAGCUAAACCAUCAGGUCAUGAUAGACGAAUCUUUUGCUCAGAUUUUUUAACAGUUCUGCCUACUUAGGAGUUGUGAGUUCUUACACAAGAAUGUUAAAGACUGAAAUUUUUAGACAAGCAAUUUCAAAAUGGUGAAGCCAUUAUCUGUAAAAAACCACACCACAUAGGGCUGAGACCAAAAUGCGUGUCACUUAAGGUAUACCGUAUGUACCUGCUGAACAUCACUUCUGAUUGAAGAUGAACUAUGUUCGUCUUUCCGUAGCUAUAUGCUUGAAUCUAACUACAAUAUCAAAAUCAGUGUGACACUUGAUUGCACUCAUGUCUUGCGUUAUUCUGGCAUUUUCUGACUGAUUAACAGGUCUGUUUACCAGCUGAAGGACAAGUAUGUUAUGAAGUACUGUAAUUUCAGUUCAGAUGCAGUUAGUAUUGUCUUGUUUUCUUUUGGUGUCAACACUGAACUUCAAGCUGACUAUCAAAGAAAACAGGUUUCUAACUCAGUCAGAAAUUUAAUUCACAUAUCUGGCACUAGUAACAAAUAUCCUGCUGGUGAGUUUUGUUUGUUACGUCUUUAGCCACAUGUUUCUUAAGAGACAUUUAUAUGGAGAAAGGAAAGAAAAAUUAAUUAAUUAAUUAAUUAAUUAAACAAAUAAGCCAACCACCACUUUUUUUUUUUUUUGGAUGGGGGGAAAUCUAGAAGCAGUUGGGAGGUUUGUUUUUUAUUUUAAAGUAUAUAUUAAUGAGGAAUAGUGUGCUUAAGGAAGUUCAAAAAGGAUAAUGGGAAAGUGUCAUUUGGUCUAAAAUUGUAAUUGGUAAAGAUUAACACAGAAGGUUUCCUGCAAAUUACUUGGUAUCUGUUUGGUUCAGUUAGAAUAUCUGACUGUGAAGAACUACUGUGACAUUUCACAUACUUUUUCAGUAUUUGAAGAAACUUAUCAAUUGAUCUUUGAAUACUUCUUUAUUAAAAUCACCUUCUUCAACUUAAUAUUCUUCACAAACAGCAUUGAUAAUAAGGCAAUAAAAAUUGAAGGUAAAUAGUCCUGAAUAUUCAGAAUCCUCUAUGUCAGAAAUUAUGGCACAUAUUUGAUUAUUUGAUUGUAGAAAUGUUGGGCUGCACCAAGGAAAAAUUAUUAACAAUACCUAUAAUUGAAUUAAUUCGCUCUUAUUUACAUCUGCACUGAUACGGGUCCAACACCUCACUUUAAGAAAGUUAGUCUUUCAUAUAGAAAGUUAGUGAUAUCAAUAGUGCUCUUGAACUGCUUAAUGUUAAGCAUGUGCUAAGUUUUUUCUGGUCAGUGGGUGAACAAGAUCUCCACCCUCUCUUGAAAUUCAGCACACUGGCUUUUUGUGGACUCAGUGCACAAAGGUGAAUUUCCAUAAGUAGCUGUACUGAUUUGAACAGAACUACUUGCAUGUCUAAGGCAAGUAUAAUUUAGCCACAAAGUUAUUAAUUUUUGUGGGGAAUGGACUGAAAGAGGCAAGAGAUUUUAAUGGGGAUGAAAAGAAGAAGUUUAUUUUUAAAAAAACCUGGUUGUUCUUUUUAUAACUACUUUGAGCAAACUGUCCACUAAAAAUAAUGAACCACAAUGACUAACAGCACAUUAAAUAUUUUUACUUAUAUUUUGCAGUUAGUUAAUGAAGACAACAUUUUUUAUUAGGAAACUAGAUUGAGAUCAAAAACUAUUCUAAAUGUAAUUUUAUCUGUUCAAUAUUAGUUUGCUUUAUCUGGAAAAAAAAACCCAAGCUCUUCUGUGUUCAAAGAUCACAUCUGAUAACAAGAAAUAGAUCUAUUAUUUAUGCUAUUUACACUGAAAUAGUUUUCUUGAGGUGCAAUAUUUAUUUUUCUGCUUUAACAAGACACGUUUAUUGUUUUUCCUGCACAGCACAGAUGUUUCUAGUAAAAGGAAUUUUAAAAGGGCACUAUUUUUGUGUAUCAUAUUUAAAUCUGUAAUAUUGUAAGAUUUUGCACAAGUGUGCUGGUAUUGUACU